This is a messenger RNA of Dothidotthia symphoricarpi CBS 119687, 4028 nucleotides long. RefSeq lists its product as uncharacterized. Gene Ontology annotation, cellular component: Swr1 complex. The transcript has 2 exons. Gene Ontology annotation, molecular function: ATP-dependent H2AZ histone chaperone activity. The record is from RefSeq and is a predicted model, not a curated record. Gene Ontology annotation, biological process: chromatin remodeling. Lineage: Eukaryota; Fungi; Ascomycota; Dothideomycetes; Pleosporales; Dothidotthiaceae. The coding region runs from base 327 to 3812 and encodes 1161 amino acids.
CACAACGAAGGCUGAGGAAGCCACGACGCACUGCAAAAUCUCCGCUUGGGCUUGACUGUACCCCACACCACGUCCAUAGCAUGCGAUUGUACAUGAAGAGAUAAUUUUGUGAGUUGACAAUUGGAUAGGGCCAUUUACUAUCCCAGAUAUCGCUUUUAGACCGCUUUUCUACGCCGAAGCACGUCCGUUGGUGCUUUUUCGCCGACGCACGAACCCCUUGACGUCGACCGGCGAACUUCGCUGCAAUCAGACGUCUUCUCGCCUGGGUACAGCCCCCAAACCGCCUGCUGUACCGUUGAAACUCGCCCUGACGGGCGCACGCCGCCAUGGACGACGGUCCUCCACCCCCUCCUCCCCGGCAUGGGGCGAACCCAAAGACUACAGGAGGGAGUCAUGCACCCCCACCACCACCGCCGCCGCCGCCCAAUAGCGGAGGUGGUGGUCUGCCUGCAGGCAACUACGACAUAUUCAUCAUACCGCCCCACUCGUCAGGUGGUGGCUUCAUAUACCUUCCAAGCAUGGGUGUGCAGCGGAACAGCUUCGCGGCGGGUGUGGCUUGCACAUUGGCUAGUAUAGCUGUGUGGAAGUUGAUCGAGCCAUACGUGAAGCAGUACACUCUUAUGGUCACCCAGAUUGUGUAUUCGGGCGGCAACGGUGUAAUACUGCUCGUGGUCAUAGUCGGAUUCCUGGGCUUGAUCAUCGGACAGCUGUUGAGUGGAGGCAUGUUGGGGUUCGGAGGUGGUCACGGACCUCGCGGAGGAGCCGGUGCUGGUGCUGGAGCAGGCACUUCAGGGCCAGGGGCAGGCCACCAGCACGCGCAUCCAAAUGCCGGUUUCCCCGGUGCUGGUGGACCUCCUCCUCAGGGAGCACAAGGUGGAUGGGGUGGGUGGGGCGGAUAUCGACAAUACGGCGCCUCAUCUGCGCCCCCUCCACAAGACAACGAGUCGACCUGGAAGGAUGCAGAAGAGGAGCGCAAACGCGCCGAGAAAGAGCGUGAAGAAGCCGAGGAGAAGCAGGCCGAGGAGGAGCGUGAACGAGCUGAAACACAACGCAAAGAAGCGGAAGAGCAGCGAAAGAAAGAAGAGGCUGAUGAGCAACGUAAGAAAGAAGAAGCUGAGGAGCAACGGAAGAAGGAGGAAGCUGAACAACGGCGUAAGGAUGAGGAGGCUGAGCAAUUGCGCAAGCAGGAAGAGCAACGCAAGAGAGACGAAGAGGAGAGCAGACUCAAGAAAGACGAAGAGGAGAACAGACGCAAAAAAGCUGAGGAACAACUUCGUCAAAUUGAGCUAGAAGAAAAGAAGCGCGAGGACGAUCAACGCAGACAAGCUGAAGAAGAGAAAAAGAAGCGCAAGGAGCAAAAGCGUAGACAGGCCGAAGAAGAGAGAAGGCUCGAAGAGGAGCACCGCAGACACGCCGAGGAAGAACACCGCAGACGAGUUGCGGAAGAGAAGAAGCGUCGGGCCGAGGACGAACGCAGAGAAGCCGAGGAAGAGGAGAAGUGGCGGGCAGAACAAGAACGCAGACACAUCGAGGCAGAGAAGAAAUGGCGAGCGGAAGAGGAGCGCAGACAAGCUGAGGAAGACGAGAAGCGGCGGGUAGAAAAAGCACGCAUGCAAGCUGAACAAGAGAGGAAGCGCCUGGCUGAACAAGAGCGCAUGCAAGCUGAGCAGGAGAGGAAGCGACAGGCUGAACAAGAGCGCAAGGAGGCCGAGGAAGCACAUAGACAAGCUGAAGAGGCACGCAGACAAGCUGAAGAAGAGGAACAACGGCGGGCAGAGGAAGCACGGAUACUAGCUGAGAAAGAAAAGCAGAAGCGGCUGGUUGAGGAAGCUCUCAGGCAGGCUGAAGAAGAACGCAAACAAGCCGAAGAAGCUCGCCGACAAGCUGAAGCACGCAGACAAGCCGAGGAAGAGAAGAAGCGGCGGGCAGAAGAACAACGCAAACUCGCCGAGGAAGAGGAGAAGCGAAAGAUCGCAGAAGCACGGAAAAUCAUUGAAGCUCGGCGACGACGAGACGAGAGAGAGCGUAAGCAGGCUGAAGCAGCUAAAAGAAAACGCGAGGAGGAAGAACGUAUACUGGCUGAGAAUGCGCGAAUACAACGAGAAGAGGAAGAGCGCCUUGCGGCUGAGGCGGCUAAGCGGAAACGAGAGGAAGAGGAGAGGAAGCGUGCAUGGGAGGAACUCAAGAAAGCCGAGGCUGCAAGAAAGAAGCGAGAAGCGGAAGAGAAGGCCAAAGAAGAGGCAGCCAAGCAAGCUCGUGCCAAAGCAGAAAAGGAGAAGUGGGAGAAGGCCCGUCAAAGGGAAAAAGAACAACGCGAACGUGAAGCCCGCGAACGUCUCGCAGCGGAACGCGCCAAGAAACAACAAGAGGCCCGCGAAAAGGAGCAAGCUGAACGUGAAGCCAAAGAAGCCGAGGCUCGAGUACAAAUCGAGAAGGAGAUCCGCGAGAAACUUGAAGCUGAGCAAAAGGAGAUUCGCGAGAAGCUGGAGGCCGAGCAGAGGGAGAUACGUCAAAAACUCGAAGAAGAACAAAAGGCCAGAGCCGCAGAAACAGCUGCGCGACAUGCAGCAGAACAGAAAGCCGCCAUAGACAUCGCUGCAGCACAGGCGAAAGCAGAUGCUCAAGCCGCCGCCGCAGAAGCCAACGCUGCCGCCUCGAAAGCAAAGGCUGACGCCGAACGGGCGGCACGCCUCAAAGCAGCACGAGAGCGUGCCCAGCGUGACCGCGAAGCACGCCUCAAAGUCGAAGCUGAAGCGCGGGCCAAAGCAGAAGCAGAAGCACGUGUCAAAGCAGAAGCCGACGCGCGCUUCCAAGCCGAAACCGAGGCGCGUCUUCAAGCAGAAAUCGAAGCUCGUCUUAAAGCUGAAGCUGAGCUCAAAGCAGAAGCCGAGAGAAUCAAAGCAGAAGCCGAGAGGAUCACAGCAGAAGCAUCAGCAGCCGCCGCCGCUGCAGCUGCAGCUCCAGAUCUCACUGCCCGACGAUCAACUACAUACGGUGGUGUUGGUGGUGGUGAACGUCUCGAUCCGUAUGCAGGUGCGAGAGCGAAAAGUCCGCCCCCACCUUCAGUCGCCCCUUCAGUCGCCCGGACACAUUCAACCCCCGCCAAAGCAACCCCUUCGGCCGCUUCGACCGCUUCAUCCAAGAAGACCUACCAGAUGCCAACGGCGUCAUCGUACGCAGCCAGCGAAGAUGCACAGUCCUUCCAUCCGUACUCCACAGCGUCAUCUUACGUGGCCAGCGAAGACGCUUCAACCUUCCGUCCGCGCUCCACAGCAUCACGCUCACAUGUCUCGUCGGCAUACUCUGAGUCGUCAUACGCACCCUCGCAGUCUACCGCCCGGUCGACACCACCUGGAUCACAACGCGGUCCGUACUCGACCUCAGAUCCAAACAAGAUCGUCAUCAAGGCGGUGUACUUAUUCAACGACUCCUUCCCGAAGCCAGUAGCCCAGCUCGUUGCCGGCCUGGGCAAAGUCACUGAUGGCCUAAUCCUCAAGAUCCAAUCCGAAGGUCUCUUCAUCGACGAUGACGUCCGCAGCAUCCCGCAGCGCGAGUGGGACGUCAAGGCCUGGACGCUGAAAUCAGUAGAGACGGGCGUCCAAACCUCCAAGCACCUCCACAUCCUUCGCGCUUCGGUCCGCGACGCAGAAGGCAGGAGAUACGUCUUCCUCAUCGACGAAUCCGAAAGCUGGAAACUGACUCUCGGCUUGCAACGGCUGCGGAAGGGCAGUCAGGUGCGCAGUAUGCAGAGCAGUCAGAUGGCGCAGAACGACGUGAUGCGGCUGCUGAAUUCGGUGCCGCCACUUGCGUAGAGAUGUUGUAUGGGGUGUGGUAAGCGGAUGUGGGUGGAGUUGAUGGGGGAUGAAUUAGAUCGAGUUUUGUUGUUGGCCUGUCUUGUGCAAAACUCGACUUGACCUUUUCGACGCGUCGUAGCGUGUGAGCGAUUUGAUGAAAUAUAUCCUUCUUUCUACAUCGUAGCGUUAGCGGUGGAGCUGUUAGACAUGUUUAAUUUAUAUGUCUUAUUCAUG